Messenger RNA from Suillus subalutaceus, 1350 nucleotides. RefSeq names its product WD40-repeat-containing domain protein. The transcript has a single exon. Gene Ontology annotation, molecular function: protein binding. The annotation marks the transcript as partial. The record is from RefSeq and is a predicted model, not a curated record. Lineage: Eukaryota; Fungi; Basidiomycota; Agaricomycetes; Boletales; Suillaceae.
AUGCAACCCGCAGCUGCAGCAACCGGUAUGACUCUGACACCGGUAUUGACCUUGGAGGGUCACGAAGAGCAUGUCCGAUCCAUAUCUUACUUUCCAGACUGCAAGCGAAUGAUCAGCGGAUCAAUGGACAGGACUGCUCGAAGAUGGGAUCUGCAGGAGGGUAAAGAGAUUAAGGAGGUGCGGGACGUUUGCGAGCAAGGAGUGUAUUCCGUGGUGGUAUCAAAGGAUGGUCGAUGGGUUAUUACUGCUGGUGGACUUCUCAAUCACACUGAUCCUGGGGAGAUCAAAGCCUAUGAGGUUGAAACGGGGAACAUGAAAACAUUUCGAGGUCACGCACGGAUGGUCACCUGCAUCAACUGCUCCACGGACAGUACCCUACUGGCAAGCGGGUCGUGGGAUGGUACAGCGCGGGUAUGGAGCUUGGAUACCGGCAAACUCGUGGCUGGGCCAUUCGAGAGCAAGGAUUGGCCGGGCGCAGUUUUAUUAUCGCCAGACUCGAAGAAACUUGCAGUCAAGUCAGAGGCUGGGAAGUGCAUCGAGAUCUGGGAUGUCCAAUCACAGACACUGGAUGUGAGAGUAGGGGGAUUCAAAUUUGUUGGCGUACCCUUCACAUAUACACCACUUUUCUGGACGAACAAAAACAAAAACAUCCUGGCCGCAUUCAGUUUUACGGAUAACAACGUCGCUAGUACAAUCUAUGAGUUCGACGCAACAACGCUGCAAACUUCUGGAGCUCCUUUCGAAGGGCACACCAAGAUUGUCACCGGAUUAGCACUUUCAUUCAAUUGUGCUGUCCUUGCCAGUGCUUCCGAUGACAACACCAUCAAGCUCUGGGCAUUCGAAUCCCGCCAGCUCCUCACCUCCUUGACCGUCCAAAACCCUUUCUGCCUUGUCUUUUCACCUGACUCACGCCAGCUAGCAUACACUACCCACAUCUCCAAUGACAAUAAGAUCUUUAUAUGCAACACUCCACGCAAUAUCCUUGAUCUACUGAAGGUAUCUCAUUUUUCUUUUCAUUAUACCACUCAUCCAUCGUCAUCAUUGCAGUCUGAUGCAACUCGUCGUUCGGCUGCGACGCGCCGGAACCCACCAACAUUGCCCGUCAUAGCCAAGCCCCAAAGAUCUUUGCCUGCAGUAGACCUACGGCAACACAUUUUCCUUCACAUCCGCAAACUCCUUCACUUGGGUCUUCCCGUUCGGAAUGAUCAGCAUCGUGAUCCUCUGGACGUGGGUUUCACCAUCCUGUUCAACUUUACAGUCAACUCAGUCGUGCUGCAGUUCCCUGCUACGUUGCCUCUACCCCAAAAAAUAUCUCCCUUGGGGCAUUCAGAUGUAGAUCCUCACGAGAAC